Messenger RNA from Postia placenta MAD-698-R-SB12, 2172 nucleotides. RefSeq lists its product as hypothetical. The record is from RefSeq and is a predicted model, not a curated record. Gene Ontology annotation, biological process: L-phenylalanine catabolic process. Lineage: Eukaryota; Fungi; Basidiomycota; Agaricomycetes; Polyporales; Adustoporiaceae. Bases 1 to 2172 code for a protein of 723 amino acids. The transcript is spliced from 7 exons. Gene Ontology annotation, molecular function: ammonia-lyase activity. Gene Ontology annotation, cellular component: cytoplasm.
AUGCCCAUCCCCACCAACGGCCAUUCCCACUCUUCUUCUUACUCGAAGCUUCACAGUAAUGGGGCGGCAGCGAACGGCCAUCCGAAAACGUCGAGCCUAUUGAGCCAAUUCAUAGAGGCCUCCAGGCAGCUCGAAGCAUACAAGAAUGGGACACCAGUGCUCGUAGAUGGCAAGACGCUCUCUAUACCUGCUGUCACGGCGGCUGCGAGGUAUCAAGCGAGCGUGACGCUGGACGAAGCGCCCGCAAUCAAAGAUCAAGUUGCACGAAGCCGGGCGGUCAUCGUCGACAAAGUCAGCUCAGAAACCAGUGUAUAUGGCGUCAGCACUGGUUUCGGCGGCAGUGCUGAUACACGCACGAAUGACCCCAUCAUGCUGGGCCAUGCACUGCUUCAGCACCAGCACACCGGUGUACUGCCGUCCGCGAUGGACGUUGCACCUGGUGCGCUGCCUCUCCUAGACCCUUUGGCGUCGACAAGCAUGCCGGAGUCAUGGGUUCGAGGUGCAAUCCUGAUCCGGAUGAAUUCUCUGAUCCGCGGUCACUCGGGCGUCCGGUGGGAAUUGAUCGAGAAGAUGGGUGCUCUGCUUCGUGAAAACGUCACGCCAUUAGUGCCUCUGCGAGGCAGUAUCUCAGCAUCUGGCGAUCUCUCACCUCUGUCGUACAUCGCGGGUACAUUGACGGGCAACCCCUCUAUCCGUGCCUUCGUUGGACCCUCGAAGUUUGGGCCUCGACAGAUCGUUCCAUCUAACCAGGCGCUUUCUGCUCAUGGCAUUGAGCCAAUCCCUCUUGCGUCGAAAGAGCACCUGGGUAUUUUGAACGGUACUGCGUUCUCCGCCUCGGUGGCAGCGCUUGCCCUCCACGAUGCCGUCCACCUCGCGAUGCUCGCACAGGUAUGCACGGCUAUGGGCACGGAGGCGCUCUUGGGCAUGCAGGGCUCGUUCGACCCCUUCAUCCACGACACGGCUCGCCCGCAUCCCGGCCAGGUCGAGGCCGCGGCGACGAUCCGUGGCCUGCUCUCUGGCACGCAACUCGCCGUUGCGAAGGAAGAGGAACGCAGCAUCAAGGAAGAUGACGGCGAGCUGCGCCAGGACCGCUACCCCCUCCGCACGUCGGCCCAGUUCCUGGGUCCGCAAAUCGAGGAUAUCUUGUCAGCGCUCGACACUGUCACGCUUGAGUGCAACACCACCACGGAUAACCCGCUCAUCGACGCGGAGACCGGCACUGUGCACCACGGCGGCAACUUCCAGGCAAUGGCCGUGACGAACGCCAUGGAGAAGACGCGCCUCGCGCUUCACCAUAUCGGCAAGCUCUUGUUCGCGCAGUGCACCGAGAUCAUCAACCCCGCCAUGAACCGCGGACUGCCGCCGAGCUUGGCCGCCACCGACCCCUCGCUGAACUACCACGCGAAGGGCAUCGAUAUCCACGUUGCGGCGUACGUCGGCGAGCUCGGGUACUUGGCGAACCCCGUCUCGACCCACGUCCAGUCCGCCGAGAUGCACAACCAGGCCGUGAACUCCCUGGCCCUUGUCAGCGGCCGCGCGACGAUCAACUCGCUGGAGGUGCUGUCGCUGCUGACCUCCAGCUACCUGUACGUGCUCUGCCAGGCGCUCGACCUCCGCGCCAUGCAGCUCGAGCUGCAGGAGGGCAUGAAGGCCGUCCUGGCCGAGCAGUUCGCCGCGCACUUCGGCGCGUCGCUGUCCGCGGCGGACCGCGCGCGGCUGCACCACACCGCCUGGGACGCGAUGGCCCACGCGCUCGACAGCACGAGCACGAUGGACGCCAUCCCGCGCAUGCACAAGGUCGCGUCCGCCGCGACGACGCACAUCGUCGACUUCUGCAUCUCCAGCGGCGCGGCUGGCGCGCUCGGCGUGCUGAGCGCGUUCCGCGACGCCGUGGCGCAGCAGAGCGCGGACCUGCUGAUCGCGCUGCGCCGUGCAUACCUCACGGGCGAGCGCGGUGCCGCGCCCGCGAGCGCAUUGCUCGGCAAGACGCGUGCCGUGUACGAGUUUGUGCGGGUGACGCUUGGGGUGCGCAUGCACGGCCUGGAGAACCUCGAGGAUUUCGCGAAAGGGCCUGGCGUCACGGAUGCCACGCUGGGGCAGAACAUCUCUCUCAUUCACGAGGCCAUCCGCGACGGGAAGAUGCAAGAUAUUGUUAUUGGUCUGUUUGCUUAG